AUGGCUGGAGAUAAUCCUGAUGACCUACAUUCUCAAAUACAAAAAAACUGUUACCCAAUCAAUAGAAUGACUGAAGAAAUUACAAGUUAUUUGGAAAAAACUGGUGUUAUUGCUCAAAUAACUGAUGUUUUAAGGCUGUUGUACGAAAUGGAUGAAAAACCAGUUGAUCCUCUCGAAUUUAUGCGUACGAACAUGGCUGAAGUUGUCCCAGAAAAGGUGGAAUUAACAAAGUUAGAAGAAGAGUAUGAUACCAUAAUGCAAGAGAUAGCUAUACUUCAACAAGAGAACAUAAGUAUGACGAACAGGCUAAAGGAAUUAGAAACAAAUCAAAGUGAUAAUAUCGCAGAAAUGAAUUCCAACGAAAAUACUGUUAUUGGUUUUAGCGAUAAUGAUAUGAAAAUGCAAGGAAGUGCUGAAAAAAAUAAUGAAAAAUAG
Metopolophium dirhodum (rose-grain aphid) is the source of this 435-nucleotide messenger RNA. RefSeq names its product c-Myc-binding protein homolog. The record is from RefSeq and is a predicted model, not a curated record. Gene Ontology annotation, biological process: regulation of DNA-templated transcription. Bases 1 to 435 code for a protein of 144 amino acids. Gene Ontology annotation, cellular component: nucleus. The transcript has 3 exons. Lineage: Eukaryota; Metazoa; Arthropoda; Insecta; Hemiptera; Aphididae. Gene Ontology annotation, molecular function: transcription coactivator activity.